Molecule: messenger RNA, 6412 nt
Organism: Maniola jurtina (meadow brown)
Lineage: Eukaryota; Metazoa; Arthropoda; Insecta; Lepidoptera; Nymphalidae
Gene: qin
Product: RING finger protein 17
Exons: 24
Coding region: 303-5423 (1706 amino acids)
Molecular function (GO): zinc ion binding
Source: RefSeq, a predicted model, not a curated record
UUCUUGUGAGUUUGGUGGUUUGGUCUGUGAUUACCAGGCUGCAUGGGCUACGACCUUUGCCUUUCCGAAGGGGUUAAAAACUAACUAACUGGUCUGUGCUGUGAUUCAUUUUUUCUAUCGCCAAGUGAUUACAUCGUGAUUACAUACUCUUUGUCUAUCGCAUCGCAUCGUAAAUAAUUAUUGUAGCGGCUUUGAAUUUUGUCUUUUUCGAUUUCAAGUAAAUCCUGUCGGGUAGAUCAAAACAAACCUACCGAGAUGACAAAUCUACAAUUUUAAUCAACUAAGGAACGAUAAAGGCUAUAAUGGACGCGAAAAUAAAAAAAUGUUGCCCAAACUGCAGUCAAUUAUAUCAUCUGAAAUCUGCAAGUUCAAAAUCAAUUCCAAACAUCCCAUUGCUCCUUGCAUGCGGCCACUCAAUGUGUGAGUCCUGUAUCAGGAAUUUAUUGAAGUUUAGUGAACCUAUUCAAUGCAAAGUAUGCCUUCAGGAUAUGGAAUUCAACACUGCAGACACUGCUCUGCUGAUGCAGAUAGAUAAAAAAUCAUUAUACAAAUUAUUUCCUAUUAAUGUUUAUAUGGUUGGAGAGCUUACUUUGCAAGAGAUUGAGCCAAAGGAUGCAAAAAAAGAGAAAGGCGAUGAUGAAUGUUACAUAAACAUAAAGUCGCUUAUUGAGAAUACUGAAACGAAACUAGGUGAAUGCGUGGAGUGCCAUGGACCAACAACUAAAAUGUGCCAACAAUGUGCUACUGCACUAUGUAACAAUUGCUUCUACAAAACACACAAAAAUUUUAUCGUUUUCAAAAACCAUCAACUAUGUAAUAUUGAAUUUACUCCAAAAAAAAAUGACUGCGAAAUUCACAAAAAUAAAUGUCUAGAUUAUUAUUGCAAAGACUGCACAAAAUCAAUUUGCCUGGACUGUAUGAUGGUUGGUGGUGAAAAAUCCUGUAAAAACCAUAAUGUGACUUCCAUACAGGAAGUGAAUGAAACUUUAUUGUCUGAUAUAACUGCUCUGACACCAAAAGUAAAUGAAACAUUGAGGAGACUCAGUAAAACUGCUGUGGAUAUUGGAAAUAUUUUGACUAAAAUUGAUGAUGAUUUAACUUCAUCUGAAUACACAACUCUUCUCAACAAUGUUGAACAACAUUUCUCCAAAAUCAAUGCUAUCAUACAAAAACAAAAAGAGAUUAUUACGAGCAAACUUCUUGACUUGAAAGACACUCAAAAAGAAUCUUUAAAAGAAGCUAAAAAUGAUGUUGCUGAAGCGAUUAAGAAAGUAACAAGCAUAUUGAAUACUAUCAACUCAUUGGAUUUAAAGAAGAAGAUUGAGUUGAAUUUGGCGACCGUGCUUGAAGACGCACGGCAAAUUAUAAAUGCGCCAUGGUAUUUGAAUCGUGAUGAAUCUGAUAUUCAAACAAAUAUUAUAGUGAAAGAAGAUUUGUAUCCCUUGUUGAGUGACUACAUAAAGUUGGAGGGGGAUUCAAACCCCAAAUAUAAACUGUACACUACUACAGAAUUAGCUGAAAAAAAUGUAGACAUACCGGCAGCGCCUACCUCUAUUGUGUAUCCUCCAGAAUUGGUUAAAGAUGUACGGCAGCUUAACAAACAAAAACCGAAGGAGGACAACACGAAACCACACACAUUCGUCAAGGACGUACCAACUUAUCGAAGCACCAAAACUGGCUCAUGUUCUUCUCUAAACUUAAUGAACAUUGAUUCUUCACAAAAAAACUAUUUGACUUAUGAACAACGUCAGCCACAAGUGGAGUCAGUGUUGCCGUUCCCGGAGACUGAACGUCAUGCACCACUGUAUGAAGGCUCUCAGGAACUGAUCUACGUGUCGCAUAUUGUGGACCCGUACAACCUAUACGUGCAGCGCGCGUCUCAGCAGGACAAGGUGGAGGAGUUACUGCGCGAAUUCCGCAACGCCGCGUCCUUCCCCAAGCCCUCGACUAGCCACGUCACUGAAGGCAAAAUAUACUUAGUUUACAACAAAGCAGACAACCUGUGGCAAAGGUGCCGAGUCGUGAGCAUCGACAAAAGGAACGUCAACAAGCCGAUGUUCCAAGUCUUCUGUAUUGACUUUGGCAGCAUCGAAGUGGUCUCAGUUGACAAAUUGCGACUCCUGCCGCCAGCUCGCAUCCAAUCGCCGCCUCCAUUCGCCAUCAAUUGCUGCCUUGCCAACUGCGAGCCCAUACAAGGCUCCUGGACCAGCGAAGACGCCAUCCUCAUUCAGAACAUUAUUGACAACAAGCGCGCUGUGAUCCACGUGCGCCGCAUCCGCGCUACGGAGAGUGGCGCGAUGCAACUGGAGUGCGACAUCACUACAUUCGAUGACGGCGUCAGCCUCGCGCAUGCGCUUGCCUUUCACGAACGCGCGAAAAUUCCGAAAAAUAUCUCGUACCCGAAAAUGAAGACUUUAACUGAAAAACCAAAACUCUUCAUAACUAGCAAUGACUACAAACACAACUCAAAAGAAGAAGUUUACAUUACACAUAUUGUAAACCCAGAUAAUUUCUUUGUUAGAAAGCAACACUUAAAAAGGGUUUUUGAGAAAUUGUGUGAGGAUUUGGAUCAGGAAUACAGUUUGAAUGGGAAUACGGACUGUGUUUAUUUACCUGAAAAAAACAUGGUGUGCGUGGCGAAUGUGGAGAAGUGCGCGCUGGGAGCCGCGCAGCCGGGCGCGUGGGCGCGCGGCGUGGUGCUGGAGCUGCCGGGGCGCGGCCGCGUGCGCCUGCUGCUGCCCGACAUCGGCGCGCAGGUGCUGCUGCACUGGUCCGCGCUGCGCCGCAUACACCCCAAGUUCACCGUGCUCAAGGGGCUCGCUGCAGAGUGUCACCUGGCCGGCGUGACUCCACACAAUAAGAAGUGGAGCCCGAAAUCAGUGAAUUUGCUUGAAAAGUUUAUGGACCGAUGUUUAGAGUUACACGUUGAAGAAAGUCAAAAUCGUGGAUCUCUCGGAGUCACGCUUUAUGACAAAUCAGAUGAAGAAAACCCUAUCUGUAUUAACACAGAGAUGAUCAAGCACAAAUUUGCAUACACUUUUGGAAUUUACACGUUCAACAAAAAUAAUGAAAUGGAAAAUUUAGUUUACGACAACAAGUCCCCGUUGGACGAGCCGCAACCGAGGCGCAAACCCAAAAAUAAGGACGAGAUCACCAUACUGAAGAGAAGUCAGCCGCUACCCACGAAACCGAAGGAGGACGACCUGAAAGCGAAAGAUAAAGGCCCGCUCCGAAUAGAAGCCAAAGUUUUGAAUUACCAGUCGCCGUCGCUCAUUUACGUGUCCCUGGUGCACCAACAGAAAGUGUUCAACGAGCUGUUCGAAAAGAUUCAGAAAUACUACAGCACGAAGAAGACUCAGGGCAAAGGGGAGUGGAAGGUUGGCGACCGCUGCUGCACCGUGUGCGCGCAGUCGCAGACGUGGCGCCGCGCCGCCAUCCUCGCGCUCGACGCCGACCGCGCCAAGGUGUUCUACUCGGACUUCGCGUGCGUGGAGAGCGUGCCCGUGGCGGGGCUGCGCGAACUGCCGGCCGAGUUCGCGUCGGUGGGCGACGCGGCCAUCACGUGCCACCUGGCCGGCGUGGUGCCCGCCGGCGGCGACGACUGGCCUUCGCUCUCCAAGGAGUACCUCAAGGACCUGCUCGACGUGUACAAGCGGGUCUUCAUCACCAAGCUCGGCCAGUUCAAGGACAAGAGCAUGCCCGUGGAGAUGUGGGUGUAUCACACCAUUCAAGGCGGCGCGCUCGAGCCUAACAUUUCCGAGUGGCGAUGCCUGAACAGGAGGCUGGUCGAGCAGGGAUUGGCCAUCCCCGAGAAGAGUGAAGAGUCUGAUAGCACGGACUUCGCCACUGCCCGCACAGGGGAUGAUAAUAUGCUAUCAUUUCUUAAUAUAACGGGAUCCGUCCAAGAUUGGCUCCAAAUUGAACCGAUGCCAAUGAAGCCUCUCACGGUUAAACCUGAAGCGGAAUCUAAUAACAGCCAAUCGUCUUCACCAGUACCUAUGGACAAGGAAGAACCGCACAGUUCCAACACAAUAUUUAUAUCGGACUGGUUGCCUCCCGAACCGUUUCCGUGUAAGGAGUUCACAGCCAUGCCCACGUACAUCGACAACGACGGUGUAAUUUACCUGCACGAUAUAUCGCAGCAAGACACGCUCGAGUUGAUUCGCAAGGCACUAGAUCUGCGUUUCAAAGACCCGGAUCCUAAAGCGAAGUUUGUCAAAUGGACUGCUGGCGAGCCUUGCAUCGCUCUGUUCUUUUUAGACAAUCGUUUUUACAGAGGAAGAGUGAUAGAAGUAAACGACGAAACAUCGACUUGUCUCAUACAUUACAUAGAUUACGGCAAUGAAGAGAUGUGCUCCUUCGAAAAUAUUAGAAAGAGCAUCGCUCUAUAUCAAAUUCCAAUACAAGCACACAAGUGCAUCUUGGAUGGAAUAAAGCCUGUAGGAAAAAAAUGGGAUAGGCAGGCGCUGGACUAUAUUCAUAAAUCUAUCGUGGAGAAACAGUGCUACGUUAAAGUGACCGGCGAGCCGAUUGGAGAUGUCGUACCUAUCGAGUUGAAAUAUGACAAACUUUGGAUAAACGAACAUCUCGUCGAUUUCGAACUGGCAGUAUACAAGGACGGCAGCAAAGCCGUCGUUCGAAAAUUUGCUCCUGCGCCUAAGGAAAAUAUAAACAUAGAAGAACUGAUAGAAUCGGAUUCUGGACCUGAUUAUAUAGUCGAAUCGGAUGACCAUCUAUCGCAGUCGUCCGAGUCCCAAGUGUCCGUGCUGAUGAGCUCUGGCAUUGAGGGCAAAGACUGGAAUGAAAUCAUGCAAGAAGAGGAAUAUGAAUCUAUUAUUGGAAAUUUUGUGACUUUCCCACCGUUCACAGAAUCGGAAUUCUUGUGUAACAUAACAGUUUUGAACGAAAGAAAUAAAUUUGAACUGAGCGUUGUUCAAGAUCAUGAAUCUAGCGAAAUAUAUAAGAAAAUGUACGCGCAACUGCAAUCUGAAAGUCACGAGAUUGCUCUGAACGGUAUAUACGAAAAUAAAGCAUGUUUGGCUUUAUUCCCGACAGACGGCCAAUGGUACAGAGCGUUGAUUCUACAGUACAGCGAGGUCAAAAAGCUUAUAAAAGUGAAAUUUGUCGACUAUGGAAAUGUAGAAAUACUCGCUUUGAACAAUGUGCGAGAAAUUAGUGAAGAACAUUUAAAGUUGCCUCCUGCAACCGUAACAGUAACUUUACAUGGUAUCCAAGUUAAUCCUACACUUGAUGACCUACAUACUCUGGGUGAAACAUUGGCAGACACAUUCUUGAAUAAAGACCCUUUCCAUGUUAAAGUUAUUAAAGCUGACGUCAUACCAAGUGUAGAACUCAGAGAUGUUGAUGGAAAAUUAAUUUACGACAAUCUAAUCAAAGAAAAAGUGUUCAUCAAUUGUGAUUAAGUACCUACAUUAGUAUUAUUUAAGUUUCAAGUACUGUAAUAGUGCAUAUACAUUUUUAGAAAGGACUCACCAUAUUUUUUCUAUGUGUCAACUGUUAUUUCAGUUUUCUCCACUGGAUCGAUAUUGGUGGAAUUACUGCGUACCACAAAACCGCAAUACAAAAGGCCGUAGAGCGAAGAAGAAUCAAGGGUAAACCGUACUUUUGACGUGACAAUUGACACAUGGAGCAAAUAUGGCAAGUUCUUUCUCAAAAUUUUAUGCAUUAUAUUACUUUAUUUUCUGUUUUCAUAGCUAAUAAGUUUGAGCUCUCUUGGUUAAUUUGUUUCCAUUUUUUGUAUGUUCCUCAUGUGGAACUAGAGACUAAAAAAAAUUAAAAGAAUCAUUUGCUUAAAGUAAGUAUAAUAUUAUCAAAACAAUACUUGUCAGCUUUUGUAUUUAUGGCUAAAACUGUUUGUAUACUCUGUGUACUAAGAUAGUGACGGUACACCCGCAGGCGCUCUCAUUAUUUUUCUUUUGUUUUAAUUUUUUUUUACUUUGUUUGUUUAAUAAACGUUUUUCAAAAGAUUUUUUUAAGAAUAAAUAGAAUACUAUUUAAUCUUAUGGUUAUUCUAAUAAAAUAAGAAUAUAAAUGAAAGUUGUAGAAGUAGUUUAAUUUUAAUGGAAAAUAUGGCUAGGUAAAUGCCGAAUUCUCCUGCGGGUGUUCACCCCACGCGAUGAACUUAGAAAUCACGGCGUUGCCUUUGACGAGAUGCUGCGCGAUACAAAGGCGACCGUAUCCAAGCAAACAGACUUUACACGAUCUCUAAACUAAACCGACAGGUAUUGCUAUCCCUUUCAUAAUUCUCUCUGCAAAAAAGGAUAGUAUUAGAUUUACAGCUGUCAAUAAUCAAGAGAUUGUGCACAACCGAACUAACCAUUAAAGUAGAUUUUAUUUCACAUUUAGUUUUUAGUUAUGUUUUUAUGGCAUUCCAAAUAAAGAUUUGCGAAUA